This is a messenger RNA of Rhineura floridana, 7233 nucleotides long. It is a transcript of the gene FAM53B, whose product is annotated as family with sequence similarity 53 member B. Gene Ontology annotation, cellular component: nucleus. The transcript has 6 exons. Lineage: Eukaryota; Metazoa; Chordata; Lepidosauria; Squamata; Rhineuridae. The coding region runs from base 984 to 2270 and encodes 428 amino acids. Gene Ontology annotation, biological process: protein import into nucleus; positive regulation of canonical Wnt signaling pathway. The record is from RefSeq and is a predicted model, not a curated record.
GUGUUCUGGAGGGGAUAUGUGUGUAUAUUUGCAUUUAAUCGUGAUUGAAAGGAAAAGCAUUCUCCACAUGCCCAUGUAGUCUCUUAGUUAUUGCUUCCUUCGUUGUGUCCCGGCAUUGUAAACUGACUGAGGCCUGGCUCAAUCGCUGCCGUGUAUCUUCUCAAUAGGAACUCAUCACCAAAUCAACAGCAAAUGCAACGCCAGUUCAUCACGGAGGCCUAUAGAACGGUUUGACAGAACUGCAGGGGCUCCUUCCCCCCCCCCGAUCCCAACCCCGCGAGGUGCUGGCCCUGGUACAACACAGCACACAACAAGACACUCUCUAGCCACAACUGAGCCAUUGCCAUGUAGCUUGCAUAGGCGGCGACGGCUGCUGUCUCUCCCCCCGCCCCCGGGCUACGGACUCUGUAACUGUACAACAAUCAGGGUGGUGGCUGCUGCAGCUGCUGAGCAGCCCUUUUGACUUGCUAGCGAAUUUAACCCUAGCGAAGUAGCUGCAGCCCGACACAAGCUCAGCCGUACCGCUUGGUACCUUUUAUUUUAUUUUAUUUUUUUUAAGUAGUCGCUGAGAAAACAAUACAGGAAGUGACAAGCCUAUUUCCUCUCUCUGGGAGGACCAGUCCACAGCACUGUAGUUUCAGCAGGGGAGUCAUUAUACAGCCUUUGCAAGAGGUCUGACUUCGUCAGGGACACACACAACGGGCGGCUUGGAAACGAGGGCUUAAGCUUAUUAGCCAGGGAAGGGAUUGUGGCAGAAGCCAUCUCUGGUGACUAAGGAAACAAAGAGCAAAACUAAAGGAAUUUGGAUAUCUGUGCAUUUCAAAGAGGGUGAAGACGUUAAAGCAUUUCUUGUCAAGCUGUCCAUUUUGUAAAACAGAUUGGAAUUGGUUCUAUUGAACCAUUCUUCUGGGAAAAUGCACUGAAUCAGAGGCUGUGCCUAAUAUGGCUGAUUGUGACCUUUACCUCUACUGGAAUGGACCCCAAUGCAUGACUUCGUUACCAUGGUGAUGAUCUUAACUACAACUCUGGAAAACAAAGGUGCUGAUUCUAUAUCAUGCAGGGCUGAGUUGCACACUCCAAAGAAGAUGAGUCAAGGACCCACUCUUUUUUCGUGUGGAAUUAUGGAAAAUGACAGAUGGAGAGAUCUCAACAGGAAAUGUCCCCUUCAGAUCGAGCAGCCAAGCACCAGCAUUUGGGACUGUCUGCCUGACAAAAGUGAAGAAAGCUCCAUAUGGCAGAGAGAGGCAGUUAGCACAUGCUCUGUGACUAACUUAAUCAAAGAUCUCAGUCUCAGUGACCGCAAUGGCAAUCCCUCAGCACCUCCCAGCAAACGUCAGUGUAGGUCACUCUCUUUUUCUGAUGAGAUGUCUAGCUGUAGGGCUUCAUGGAGGCCUGUAGGAUCAAAGGUCUGGACUCCUGUAGAAAAGAGACGGUGUUAUAGCGGGGGAAGUGUCCAGCGCUACUCCAAUGGAUUCACAACCAUGCAAAGAAGUUCAAGCUUUAGCCUUCCUUCCAGGUCAAACGCUCUAUCCUCAUCCUAUGACCAGUCCGGAUUUAGCAAUAGAUUUGGAGGUCAGCCAUGCCAAGGAAUGAGAAGGUCAGCAACUUCCGGACACUCAAGUGAUAUCUGGGGAAAUAAUCACAGUUCUGUAGAGGGUGGCAGGGUUGACAUCCAAAGAUCACUCUCCUGUUCCCACGAUCAGAUUUCUUUUUCGGAAUAUUGCCUGCCCUCAGCAAACAGCACACCCACUUCAACGCCAGAGCUGACAAGGCGCUCCAGUGGGCUUUCCCGAAGCCGAUCCCAGCCAUGUGUCCUUAAUGACAAGAAAGUUGGAAUUAAACGACGGCGGCCUGAAGAGGUAAAGGAGCAAAGACCUUCACUGGACCUUGCCAAGAUGACCCAGAAUUGUCAGACUUUUAACAGCCUUAGCUGCCUUAGUACCACGGCGGAUGACUGCUCUCAGCUGAAUCAGUUCUCACCUGGCAUCAGCAGCACCAAGUCGUGGACAACGACAUCUCUUUGCCCCUUGGACGUCAUGCCAGGCAGGACACCAGCCUGCACCCCUGUGCCAGAGCCACAUUCAAAUAUAGAAGAAUGUAAAACUAGCAAAGAAGAUUUCUCCUAUGAAGAAUUGGAGUUUUGUACCACAGAAGAUGAGAGCAAUAGGAAAGAAGAGGAAAACUCCUCAUGGAGGAACAGUGGGACAGGAGGGGGUAAUGUCUUUCAGUUGGAUGGUGAAUUAGAUAUUGAGCAAAUAGAAAACAACUAAGAACUCAAAACGGAAUGAUCUGUCUGCAUCAAACCUUUUAGGAGUGGUAAAUCUCACAGAUGUAAAUGCAGGCAGGAAAGAAAAUCCACAUUCUCCUUCUCCUUGACAGGUGGGAGAAGACAAGAAACUUUGCCAAAAUUUCAUCAGGUAUCUUGUUAAACCUUGAAACUCUUUUAGAACUACUGUAGCCCAUGAGGUUUUGCAAACAAGCUUUAGUGAAAGCCCCAAAUUAUAUCAGCACAUUUUUUAAAAAAAAGCUUUGUGAAUGAAUCAAAACUUGAACUUUCAGAAUGUUAGAAGAACAGCAACUAAAAAUGUUUUUUGAGGUGUUUGGGACAGGGCUUAAGCGAAAAGUAAGGAAAGACCAGAAAGUCAGUUGCUGGUCUUCAUUCACAAAAUAGGUAACAUAACAUCUAGAGAGGCAGGUGGUUCAUCUUGUCUCAUGGGAAUCCUGAUCCACUUUGGCUUUUGGAAAAGAGUGGAAUAUUAAGGUGUUUUUGUUGAUGUUGUUGGCUGAUUUUGAUUCUAAACUGCACCUCAGAUAUUACAGGGGGGGAGCAUGGCGAUUAGCAUUGUAAUCUGAAUUCAUUUUAUGUUGGAUUAUCUUUCAGAUCCCAUAUCUGAUCAAUCUUACAAGGUCUCAUGACUUUACAGCCCAUUGCUGUAGUCACAGUAGCCUUUUAUGCUCUGUGUGCUUCAUUUUUUAUUCUGUAGUCAUCAGUAGAAAGCACAAUACAUUUGCCCUGAUCUAGCACAGCAAGAUCCAUAGGCAUAAGUUGGUUUCCAAGUGUACAACCAGUGCAGGUGUAUAUGAGCAUUUGGAUACACAUUCUUAUCAGUGCUGACUGGAUGCAUCUUGGGGCAAUGCACUACCUCAUCUGGGCCCUACUGGUUCUUAUGUGUAACAUGCAACUAGAGCUGGACUGACGCCAUUGUCUUGGGGAAAGGAGCAUUCAAAACAUUUGUGCAUCCAGAAAUUGAAAGAAGUGGCAAAGAUUGGCAGUGCUAUAUCCAUAAGGCUGAACUGGUGUUUUGGUUACAUCGUGUGAGACAGUGCAUAAGGAUAAUAUGAGUUAGUGAAUAAUGGAGGUUGUUGAGAUUAGCGCUGACAUCUAAAGAGGAUUAUAAAUGCUUUGCUUUUUUUUUGGAGUGAAUAACAUGGUCUCUUAACUGCAUUUUGUAUAGCUUGUCACCACCAUCACAACUGGCAUAUAGUAUAUCAUAUUUAUCAGCAGAAAUAAUUGAAGGUAGCAACUUGUUUUGCUUGUAUGACAUCACUUUGGGAUCAUUGUCACCUCCUAGGACUUAAAAAAGGCAAAACAGCAAUAAUAGGGAAUGCACAGCACCCCAUUACUUUCAAGUAAUUCCACCUUCAAAGAAAGGCAAAGUGCAUGUGCAGUGAUGUUACCACAGAUGCCAAUUAUGGGGUCUCUUUCCCUUAAGAUCCUUUCUUCCAUCUUUACUGCCCCAUGAAAAGGGUGUGGAUGAAUGUGGCCCUAAGGGCAGGAGAAAUUACCACCAACAGGUGUCUGUUGUCCAGUUUUCCCAGUAAUACAAGGAACCAUAACUUAAUAGCAAUCACAGGCAACCAAAUGUGUACCUGCUUGGUACUGUUAUCAACAUGGCAGAAAAAAUGUAGUGCACCCUUCAGUGUUCACAUUGAAGAGCCUCAGAACAAUCUGUUUUGUUGGAUGUUAGUAUGGAAUCCUUAACUGAGAUGUUCAAAAGCUGGGCUCCUAUUAUUUAUAUUUGCCCUUCUUUUCAAAGCCCUGAAACUCUAGGGGGUUAGCCCCAUUUUUUUUAGCUUGAUUAGCACUGUUGUUAUGAUCUGAGCAGGCUCAGUAUGUAGCAGGUAGAAUCCAUUAUCCAUUUUACAUUCUGCCCAGCAUUCUGCCCAGCCUUAGAACUGGCUUGUGUAAUAUAAUACCCCAUGAUAAUUAUUGGGGGGAGAGGAAUAUCAUCACCCUCCCUUCGUUACGGUAUUUUCAUAUUUUCCUCAGGCCUUGAUUCUGUGUUCACAUUGGCUCUGCAUCUUCCCUUUCAAAACACUCCAUUUUGGUUUUCUGCUAGUGGGGCUGUAAUACUCUUUUAUUGUAUUUUUAAAAUCUGCCCAAAAUUCUGUAUGCUGUAUAAUGUAAGCAUUUGGGGAAAUUCCAGGUUUGAGGGGGCCCUGGGCAAAGUACCUUUUGAUGGGCCCCCUCUCCCAUCAAUGGUACCUUUCCCCCACCCCCCAUUACGUGGCAGCAGCAAUCCAAGGGUUGUUGGAAGCUGCAUCUUAAACUCCCCACAAUUAUCUGGAGUUCCCAGCAUGGUGCCACUCCAGGACAUUGUGGGAAAUUUAAAUGGUGACACUUAGCAUGGUGGACCUCAGGCAAGUGACAGUGCUGGCAUGCUGUAUUGGGACCCUGGCAGCUGCCCUUGGAUACUAGGUGGUGACACAUAAUAGCCUACUAAGCAUAUUAGCAUGUACUUUUGUAGAAUGGAGCAAAGUACUGAGCCGGGGACUCGAGCGCCACCUUCUAACCACUGGAAACUGGAAAUUCUGCUCAGUCUCUCCUCUAGUUUCUGAGAUUUCAUCAAGUCUUGUGUGUGCAAGUGGGCAUGCUCACACACGCAAACACACUCACACUCUUAACCUACCUAUUUUCUUAGCCUUCAGAGCUAGAGAUGUGUGUUAUUUAAAAGAAAACUCAGGAAGUGCAGUUAUGUGCCCAGUGCCAAUCGGAGAACACCCAGAGCCCUAUCCAUAUAGAGACCACUUGUCACAAAUGCUGUACUGGCUUGUUGUUGAAGUUUCUCUUGGCCGUAGUCCAGCUUAUACUUUGUGGUGGCAAAAAAAUAGGUUCAGUUGUCAAACCAAACUGUGGUUUGGCAUAAUGCAAGCAAGCCUUGGGCUUCCAUGCUCCUCUUUGCCAUGCCAUCCUGCAUUAUGUCUUUUGCAGCAAAACAAUUUUGCUGUUACAUCCAAACCACCAGAUACAGUUUGCAUUUGCCCUCCACACUAGACAAAUUGAUUUUCAACUGCUGUUUGGACACAAAAACAUGGUUUGCAAGUUUAAAUUAAAUGACACAUUAUGUUUCUCCAUGAAUGAGGGAGGGAAAUCAGAGCAGGGGAGGAGAAGAGGUGAGGGUGCAAGCCCGAGGGUUGGUAUUACAUGUGAAUUGAGCCAUUCUGACAUUCCAGUCACAGGAACCUUCAGGCAAUAUGGAAGAUCUGUAGUGAUCAUAACAGAGACUGACAUGUAAAUGAUGACAAAUAACAAGGCAAGGCAAGAGAAGAGUUCUAGACUGAAUCUGGCCGCUAAUACAAUCUGGAAUCAAAGACAGGACUUCCUAGUAUACUACUGAUAGAAGGGGAACUGUCCAUAUACGUACACAGAUAUGGGACCUCCAUCAACAUGUUGCUUAGACAUACAAAUAAUACCUAUGCAGUGCAUCUUGGGGGUCUUUCAGCUAGGUGAGUCACAAAAGACCUGUCUUUGAGAUGCCGAUGUUUAGGUAGCAGCAUUCCAAAAUUCCCUUCCGCCUCUCUCAUUGAUAGUGGUGAACAAUACGUUGUACAAUUUAGCACACAUAACUCAGUUAAUAAGCUGUUUGCUUAUCUACAUGAAACCAAUGUUUUGUUUACCUAUGGGGGGGAUAAUGUAGAUGAUUUCUUUUAAUGACACCCUACUUUUGUUUUACUGCACUUUUUUUCUGCAGUGGUAUAGAUGUUUGCGGCAUCCAAUACCACAGUAGAUUCCUUCCAAGCUGUAGCUUUACAAAUGUCCAGUCAAACUGCAUAGAUUUUGUUUGUUGAUAAGUUGAUUUCUGCUAUUUUCUCCCUAUCUGAUGCUCACAUAUUGUGCAAGCCAAAAAUAUAAUAAUAAAAUAAUAAUAAUAAUAAAGUAGGGAGGGGAUUGCUUUAAUUCUGAAUGCCCUGAUGAUGCAUUUUGGUGCCAUUAACCAACCUGAUGAACACACACAAGCCUUGAUAUUCUCAAAGAGGACACUGAUUCCCAGGGUCACAGUUUGUUGCUUGCAUGCCAAGUUACCAUGCACUGCUGGUUUCAGCAAAUGACAGAGCAGAUAUUGGCCUUAGUGACAGGCAGAUCUCCCAGGCUUGCUUUUGAUUCUCCAAAAUGAUCUAAAUCUAGUUUAAUUUAGAUGAGGCCUGAAGUUUUACACUCAGGACCCUUAAGGUCUUGUUGCCCUCCCAAUAUCAUCAGGAGUGUGAUAAAGCUUGGAAGGCUCACUUUCUCCAUCCCCCUUGCAAACCUUCUUGUUGUCCCUUUCUCUUUCCCCAAAAAUGUACCUGGUGAUGGUGAUUGCCUUAAUUAUGUAGCAGCACUAUUGCAUGCCCAGGGGUUUUAGGACUGGAAAACUAUCGUUCCUAGGAAUUGUAGCACCCAGGAUGCUUCUGUGAGCAUGCUCAGCUGUAUCAGAGGAACCAUGGUGCCUAGAAAUUGUAGGUUCCCCAGUUCCUCUAGUUUCCAGUGUGCACAAUUCUCUGUUGCAGUAACAUUUCUUGUCAUUGCCUGUUUCUGCAGUAAAGGUAAAGAGGAGACUGUAGUGGUAUGAGGGCUGGUGCUGGAGCCAAGAUAAUUAUAAGCUAAGUCUGAACCCUGGAGAGACUUGGGCUUGGCUUGCAGGUUGCUUGGGAGUUUUGAACUGAGGAAGUUCAUACUCUGUCUCCAAUUCCAAACUUCAUCUUUAUCGCUAUUACGGCUUGCUAAGGCUACCACCUUCUGAUCAGAAGAGGGCUUGUUAGACAUGUUGAAGGAAGAUGUUUUACAGGUUCAGCACCUGCUGAAAGGAGAUUCUCUGCCUUCUGAAUUUCUCCAUGCCACAAAACCAGGGCUGUGGAGUCGGUACGCCAGACCUUCGACUUCUCCGACUCCUCUAUUUUUCUACUGUCCGACUCCGACUCCUUCAUAAAUGGCAAAUGUAUAUUAACUAGUAAUAACAAAUUUACUGUAGUAAA